Molecule: messenger RNA, 1901 nt
Organism: Vespa crabro (European hornet)
Lineage: Eukaryota; Metazoa; Arthropoda; Insecta; Hymenoptera; Vespidae
Product: protein kinase C-like
Exons: 7
Coding region: 389-1342 (317 amino acids)
Biological process (GO): protein phosphorylation
Molecular function (GO): protein serine/threonine kinase activity; ATP binding
Source: RefSeq, a predicted model, not a curated record
UCUUUUCCUCAUUUAUUUACUUUUUUUUAUCUUUUUUUUUUUUUUUGUUUUUGUUUUUGUUCAAUAUUAUUCAUAAUUCGCGGAAUUGUCGUCAAUUGUAGACGAUCGCGCGCGCUCUUCGAGUUGUUUAUUAUCCUAUUUUUGAGAAAUCGUUAAUAUUAUAACCUUGAGCGUUUCAAUAAUAAAUUGUUUUUUUUUUGUCUUCCUUUAGUUAAGUUUCGUAAUGAAUAAAGCAACAGUUUUCGUUUGAUCGACGAAGCGUACGCACAUACGACUCGUAGUUUUUAUUCGUUACUUGUUCUUUAAUUUUCUUUCUUCUAUUUUUUUUUUUUUUUUUAAUUGGGAUAAAUUUAUAACGAGUUCAUUGACGUAUAAUAUUAUUUCUUGAAUGAUGUUUACGGGUACAUUAAAGAUCGAAAUAUGCGAAGCCAUAGGACUUAAAAUGAACGAAAAACAACAAGAUUUUUCUCAAGAGGAAUCUAUAUUAAAUUGUUACGUACAAAUUGACAUCAACGAGAAUCAUCUUGAUCGUUCCUCGACCAAAUACAAUACCCUAGAUCCUGUUUGGAAUGAAAUCUAUACUCACGAAGUUCAAAAUGCUGUUGUACUUAGAUUAAUUCUUUUCCACGAAGUUGAUUUACCUUAUGAUUAUUUCGUUGCCAAUUGCAGUAUUCCAUUUGAGGAACUCAUUGGAGGAGAGCUCGACAAAACUACUGAUCUUUGGGUCGAUCUCAAACCUCAGGGUAAAUUGCGCGUGAAGAUAGAUUUGAUACGUAACAACGAUACAGAUAGUUGUCCUGAUAAAAUCGCUAAAGAAUCUAUUGUUAAUGGUAAAAGUAAUAAAAAUAUUAAUUACGUAAAAGAGUCUAAAAAAGAAUCUAAAGAUUUUCAAGGAUUUAAUCAUAAAAGAGGUACUAUGAGUCAUAGAAUUCAUCAAGUCUAUGGUCAUAAAUUUAUGGCCGCAUUUUUAAAACAACCAUCGUUCUGCUCACAUUGCCACGAAUUCAUAUGGGGUUUUGGCAAGCAGGGCUAUCAGUGUCAAGUUUGCUCUUGCGUAGUUCACAAACGAUGUCAUAAUUUGGUUAUUGCAAAAUGUUCUGGAAUGGUAGAUGAGGACAGAGAGGGUGGACUUCAAUCACAUGAAAAUGAAAUAGAUAUGCCGCACCAAUUCUUUGUUCAUACUUAUAAAAGGUGUACAUUUUGCGAUCAUUGUGGUUCUCUUUUAUAUGGAUUAUAUAGACAAGGCGUACAAUGUAAAGCUUGUAACAUUAAUAUUCAUAAAAGAUGUCAUAAAAAUGUGGCCCGCAAUUGCGGUAUAAACGCGAAGCAGGAGGUGGCAUAAUUUUAAGCAAAAUGUUCGUUUUUUUUUCUUUUUCUUUCUUUUUUCUUAUUAAAAACAGAACAAAUUUCAAGAACAAGGAUCAAGACUAAUCCAAUUUUGGUAAAUGGCACUUAAUAAUCCUCUUAAUGUUAUAUCUCCAAAGAGAAGAAAGUGUGAUUUAUAAUUACAAGAAAUAUAUGCAGGUAGAUUAUACAUGCACAUAUAUAAUGAUAUAAUAUAUGGAUUUUAGAGAUUUUAAUCUAAUAUAUAUAUAAAAGAUAUGUCAAAAGUUACUUAAGCGAUUAUCAAAAGUUAAUUAUUAUUUUUAGAAAUUUUUUUUUCGCAAAAUAAUAAUCGAUUUUUAUAAUCGCUUAUGGGAACUUUUUUGACCCAUCCUAUAUAUUUUAUAAAUGUUUUAAUCGAAACUAAUAUAUAUAUAUAUAUAUUUGAUGAUUUUUUUUGGACGAGAAUGAUUCAAUAACAUUGUAACAUUGUGUGUGUGUACACCAAUGUAAACAAUUUAGAUCUAUAGAAUACUUCGAUUGUUUAUACAAAUUAAUAAAGAUCGCGAUUUAUUUUA